AUAGACCUCAACGUCGGGCCAAUCCCGCGCCGUCUUUUCAUAAGCGAUACUGGCACUCGCUCUGUGCUGGCCAUUGAUUCCCCACUGUCAUGCAUGCGCCUUGGGGAAAUACGAGUGACAGGGAUGUGGCCAUCACCAAAAGCAGGGGCACUAUCACAUCGUCCCAUGCAAUUUCUUCCGCCUCCUGUCCCUUUUUGGAGAUAGCCCAGCCAGCGCUGCCGGUUCGAGAACAUGGCUUGGAAUAGUGUACGAAGUUGUGCUCGGACUCGUACCCAGCCAACCCCAUCCCCUCGUUUUGCCCCCGAUUGUAUCUUGGAUUUUAGCUGUUUGCCUUGGAAGGAGCUCCCAAGAUGAGACCAAGGACGCCUCUCUUCGCAGGCCUGCUCUCGCUGACGGCGAGGGCCGGCGCUGAUCCCACAUGGCCGGCACCUACCGAUGAGCUGGAGGAGAUCAUGUACCAGUUGCAAGGCUUCGGGGCCCGCCUCUUCUCCCAGAAAAUCAGCCCUUGCUCGAACGAGGCAUCGGGUCCCGGCCGGCAGAACGCCGCAGAAUGGCUGCGAGUCGGUUUCCACGACAUGUCCACAGCAAACACCUACUUUGGCACGGGGGGCCUGGACGGUUCCUUGCAGUUCGAGUUGACUAACACCGAGAAUACCGGCCCCGGACACGCCAGCACCCUCGAGUUUAUGGGCAACUUCCUGUCGGCGCAGUCUAGCAUCGCCGAUUUGAUUGCCGCUGGAGUCUAUGCUUCUGUACGAUCUUGCGGUGGACCUGUUGUCCCGGUGAGAGGUGGCCGCAAGGACGCAACAGAAGCCGGCGAUCCCGGCGUGCCACAGCCACAAAACACGAUUAGCAUCUUCACUAAUCAGUUCGACCGUAUGGGUUUCACCGUUCCUGAGAUGAUCCAGGUUACGGCAUGCGGUCAUACCUUGGGUGGAGUCCAUAGUCAAGAGUUUCCCGACUUGGUUCCCGCUGGUUCUGCUACCAAUGAUGAGGCUGGUCUCGACUCGACCGUUGCUGCCUUUGACAACAAGGUUGUGACCGAGUAUCUGGCAAAUACCACCCAGAACCCGCUUGUCGUUGGGCCAGCCGUUGCCCUCAAGAAGGAUUCCGACUUCAGGGUCUUCAGUGCCGACAGAAACGUCACCAUGAAGGCCUUGGCUGACCCGACCGCUUUCCAAAACACCUGCAAGACGGUGCUUCAGAAGAUGAUCGAUACGGUUCCCGGGGAUGUGGUUCUCACGGACCCUAUCACGCCGUACGCAGUCAAGCCAGUCAACAUGCAGUUGACCCUGAACACCGACGGCACCACCCUGCUCCUGAGUGGAUACAUUCGCGUUCGGACCACAGACCUGCCCUCUACCUCCAUCUCUGGAGUCACUCUGACUUACAAGGACCGAGACGGCGGUAAUGAUUGCGGAUCAUGUGCCACGGCCACAACGGCUCGGGAGCUCGGUAACGGAUUCGAUGAAAGCUUCGCCUUCUUCCCCAUCUCGGCAGAUAUCGAUACCGCCACAGGUAUCUCAUCAUUUACCGUCGCCGUUAAUCUUAAUGAUGAUACAACUCAGGAAUUCGACAACAAUGGGAACUCUUACCCUAUCUCGGAUGCGGUCCUGCUCCAGAAGCCGCAAAGCUGCCUUGUCGAAGGCUCCGGUGCUCUUACAGUUUCGGCCCUGGUCCGGAACGAUCGCACGUCGCUUCCUGUGAACCUGGCCGUCUCGUACCUUGUUCCUCGGACCACAGGUGAUGGGAACCCUGUUCCUGCUCUGCUUGACGAGACAGUCCCAAUGACCCAGGGUGACUGCGUCGGCGACUACACCUUCUACUCGGCGACUUACAGUAUCACCGGCGGACUGAGUUCUAAAGCCAGGCUGACCAUUGUCAGCGGGGAUGGAGAGGAUGUCAUCUCAGAUGCUUUCAACAGUGCAGGCGAGUUGUCCGGCACUUGCACUACCUACACUGGAAGCGCUGCCUGCGGCGGUGUCACCACGUCGACGCCACCGACUACAUCGCCCACUACGACACCGUCUCCCACCGUGACCACCGAGGACCCCACAUCGCCCACCGAGACCUUGGGUCACCGCGAGAUGAUCGGUGGGUACGAGCUUGUGUCAUGCUGGACCGAGGGCGCGACUAGCCGGGCAUUGAAGGGCGCUGCGUUCGCGUAUGAUGACAUGACCCUCGAGAGCUGCAUGGGCAACUGCUCAGGCUUCGUGUACUGGGGAACCGAGUAUGGCCGAGAGUGUUACUGCGGAAAUAGUCUCGACAGCACCAGCACGGAAGCCCCUCUCUCGGAAUGCGACAUGGUCUGCGGCGGUGAUUCGACCGAGUACUGCGGCGCGGGGAACCGCAUCGAGCUCUAUUCGACAACGGCGUCUCAAACCGUCACGCCGACGCCGACACCGACUGCCACCCUGGCGGUCAAACCGACCGUUGCCGAGUUCUCCUUUGUCGGCUGCGUCACCGAGGGCGACGGCGUGCGAGCCUUGUCCGCAGAUUCGUACGCCGACGAUGACAUGACCCUGGAGUCUUGUGCGGCGUUCUGCUCGGGCUUCAACUACUUCGGAACCGAGUAUGGCCGGGAAUGCUACUGCGGAAACUCAGUCCACGCCUCCAGCACAUCUGCUCCGCUUUCUGACUGCAGCAUGACUUGCGCAGGAGAUCCGUUCGAAUACUGCGGCAACGGCAAUCGCCUUGAGCUCUACAGUAACGGCGCCGCCCCGACGGAGUCCCCUACGGUGACGACCACGCCACCCCCGGAAACGGAGCCGACAACUCCGCCAACCACGGUUGCCACCCCAUCACACAAGCCCACCGUCCUCCCCUACACCCUCGUCGGGUGCUGGACCGAAGGCGACGGCGUGCGCGCCCUCUCAUCGUCCUCCUACAGCUCAGGCACGGACAUGACCGUCGAGUCCUGCGCCGCCUUCUGCACAGGCCACAAGUACUUCGGCACCGAGUACGGCGGCGAGUGCUACUGCGGCAACACCCUGGCCGCCUCGUCGGCCGAAGCCCCGCUGACCGACUGCUCCAUGACCUGCACGGGCGACCCGCUCGAGUUCUGCGGCGCCGGCAACAGGCUGGAGCUCUACUCGGCGCCCGACGUCGACGUCCCGCCGCCGCCGCCGCCGCCCUCCCAGCCAACCGCCCUCCCCGGCGGCUGGACGUUCGACGACUGCUACACCGAGGCAGCGGCGGCGGCCCCCGGGGCAGCCCGGUCGCUCGCUGCCGAGGCGCACGCCGACGACGACAUGACGCUCGAGGCGUGCGCGGAGCUGUGCGACGGGUACGCGCUGUUCGGGACCGAGUACGCCCGCGAGUGCUACUGCGGCGACGUCCUGGACGAGGGCGCCGUUGCGGCCGCGGGGGGCCCGUCCGAGUGCGACAUGCCGUGCGCGGGCAACGUUUCCGAGUUCUGCGGCGCGGCGAACCGGUUGAGCGUUUAUGCUAGGCUGGUGUAGGCGGGGUUGUGCCCUCUGCUGCUUUGCUGUUCUAUUCACGACCUUCUGCCCCCUUGCUCGGUCUCUGUGGAGGGGGAUUGUUCUCAUGUAAAAAUAUAUAUAUAAAUAUGCCCAUAGUAGUUGGAUAACGGCAUUGCCAACGACGGGCUGAUACUUGUGGCGUCGUGCCAAUGUGGAUUCGUAAAAGGGAGAGGUUUACCAUUGGGCUAGAUCAUAUAAUCCCUGUAGUCUUUAUUUGGAAACGAGAGCGCCUGGAAUCUUGGAUAGAUGGACAUAGGGGGGGAGGCAGGAUAAUAGACUCCGUACCAGGAAAUAUCGACUUGGUCAUGUGCCAUCAGUGCAGAAUCCAUUUCUAGGAGGGGAC
This is a messenger RNA of Phialemonium atrogriseum, 3825 nucleotides long. RefSeq names its product putative fungistatic metabolite. The record is from RefSeq and is a predicted model, not a curated record. Gene Ontology annotation, molecular function: peroxidase activity; heme binding. Gene Ontology annotation, biological process: response to oxidative stress. The transcript is spliced from 3 exons. NCBI's taxonomy places the organism in Eukaryota, Fungi, Ascomycota, Sordariomycetes, Cephalothecales, Cephalothecaceae. The coding region runs from base 351 to 3461 and encodes 1036 amino acids.